Closterium sp. NIES-67 is the source of this 469-nucleotide messenger RNA. NCBI's taxonomy places the organism in Eukaryota, Viridiplantae, Streptophyta, Zygnematophyceae, Desmidiales, Closteriaceae. The record is from the annotation of a GenBank genome assembly.
UCACACGAGUGUUGGGAUUCUCCGCGUGGGAAUUUCUUCUGGAGUCCGACGCGGAGACAUGGAGACAUGGACUCGCUCGCACAGCAGAGCUCCGAUCGGAACGCGGAGAGUCGGAGCUCGCACGGCAGCGCGCAUGGUUUGUGCCUUUGCCUGCAUCCGCACGAGCGAAGGACCAAGUCACAGCUGGUGGGAGGAGGAAAGGGAAGAAUCCGCCAUGGCUGCAUUCGCCAGCUGUGGGGGAAGCGGGAGGGGCUGGUUGUGUCUUCAUGCUGCAAACCAGACUUGCCCUGCGAGCCGCGGCCUAAGGUUACUGUUCGGUUCUGACAGACAGUCUCGGAGUGAGCCUCAGUGUGAAUAUGUUGCCCUCAAAUCCCUCGAAUCCUGCAAAUUCUGUCGGUGCCUUUUCCUUCGUCUGUUUCUGUUCCUUCGUCAAGCUUCGACUGUGGUGUUCGUUCUCCAUUUCUCUACA